This is a messenger RNA of Protopterus annectens (West African lungfish), 3193 nucleotides long. It is a transcript of the gene LRPPRC, whose product is annotated as leucine rich pentatricopeptide repeat containing. The transcript has 29 exons. Bases 40 to 3141 code for a protein of 1033 amino acids. The record is from RefSeq and is a predicted model, not a curated record. Gene Ontology annotation, molecular function: protein binding. NCBI's taxonomy places the organism in Eukaryota, Metazoa, Chordata, Ceratodontiformes, Protopteridae.
UGACCCUAUCACGUGUUCAGGCAAUCCUUUUGGUUGCUCAUGCUGGAAAUCAUGGCUGCUCUCCUAAGGUCAGCAUCUCAGCUUCGGCUUAUUUCUAGUUUUGUCUCGACUGGAUUAUCGAGUGGAUUAGUAGUAUGCAGGACGGCAUUUCCGCAGUAUCACAAAAGGGCAUUUGGCAAGAAUACUGUGGAAGCUUGUCUAAAACAUAGAGUUUCAGUCACGAAUAUACGAUCCCUGGAGAGUAUGCGCCUGUUAAGUGUGGUCACCCAGCAGAAGGGUACUGUUAAAGAAGAAUCAUCGAGUCCAGCCAUUCGGAGCAAGCAGGCACACCAGUUUGAUUGGGCUCUAAAUAAACUUGACAACUCUGUGAGGAGAACUGGCAGAAUUACUAAAACACUGCUGUUAAGAAUAUUUCAUGACAUCUGUAGAACAGGUUAUCCCAGUGGUAAUCAAGCUUUGCUUCUGUUGCGUAGUUGUGGUUCUCUGCUUCCUGAAUUGCAUUUAGAAGAAAGAACUGAGCUUGCACACAGAAUCUGGGAUAAAUUGCAAGAACUAGGUGCCGUUUAUGAUGCCAGCCAUUACAAUGCCCUGUUGAAGGUAUAUCUUCAAAAUGAGCAUAAGUUUUCACCUACAGGCUUCCUAGCUAAAAUGGAAGCAGCAAAUGUGCCACCUAACAGGGUUACAUAUCAGAGGCUGAUUGCUGCCUAUUGCAGGGAAGGUGAUAUUGAAGGUGCAAGCAAAAUUCUCAGCUUUAUGAAAAACAAGGAUCUGCCUAUUACAGAAGCAGUGUUUAACUCCCUUGUGACAGGACAUGCAAGAAAUGGUGAUAUGGAGAAUGCAGAGAAUAUCCUUUCUGUUAUGAGAGAUUCGGGGAUUGAGCCUGGUCCAGACACUUUUCUAGCACUACUAAACGCAUAUGCUGAAAAAGGGGAUAUUGAUAAAAUUAAACAGACAUUAGGAAAUGUAGAAAAGACUGAAGCUUCUCUCAUGGAUAGAGACUUGAUGCAGAUUGUCUUCACCCUGGCAAAGGCUGGAUAUCCUCAACACGUUCAAACCAUAGUCGAGCACAUGAGACAUGAUCGAGGAUAUGUACCAGAUGCUAUGAACCUUUGUCUGAGUUUGAUUACACAAGGCUUGGAAGAUACUGCAUUUGAUAUUCUGCGAACGUUCCCUACCUUACAUGCAGACAAUCAAAUUUCAGACAGUCCAGAUAUUGGCAAUUUCUUCUUACGACAUUGUGUAAACCUGGAUAAGCCUGUUGAAAAGAUAAAGCAGUUCUGUAUCGCUCUGAAAGAAUCAAACUUACACAGCAGUGCACUACAGUUCAGUCUCUUCUGUGCUUUGGAGGCAAAAAAAUCAGAUACUGCACUCCAGCUGAUGAAAGAAUUGAAAAAGGAUGGGUUUCCUAUCAGGCCUCAUUACGCCUGGCCUUUGUUAGCAGGAUAUCAGAAGGAGAAGAAUGCGCAAGGUACUUUAGCUGUGCUGAAAACAAUGCAGGAACUUGGUGUGGAACCAGAUGUGGAGACUUACACAAACUAUGUUCUGGGAUGUUUUGAUAAUUUUGAAUCGGCACGGACCACAUUAAAGGAGAAUGGCUGCUCAGUUAACAAUGCUGAGUUCCUUGCAUCUGAAUUAAGAACAGAGGCGGUGAAUGGAAGAUUAGGAAAUGUUCUGACCUUGUUGUCGGCACCUGAUACACCUCCAGUUGAUCUUGGCAUGUUCAGAGGUAGCCUUCUUCUGGGAUUCAAAAGGUCAAAGGAUGUAGAACUUCUAGCCAAGAUAACAGAAUUGCUGUAUAAGGAUGGACGAUAUUGUCAGACCCCUCCAGGACCAACUGAAGCUGUUGGCUAUUUUCUUUAUAACUUGAUUGACAGCAUGAGUGACUCAGAGGUACAGGCCAAGGAGGAGCAUCUGAGACAAUACUUCCAUCAACUGAAAAAGACGAACGUGGCAAUAUCUUCCAAUAUUUACAGAGGCAUCCGCAACCUGCUAGAUUCUUAUCAUGUUCCUGAGUUAAUAAAGGAUGUUAUUAUCUUGGUAGAAGACAAAGAUAACAUUUCUUCUAGUCUCCUUUCAGCGGGAAUCUUGCAGAAGAUACCUGCGCUUCAAAGCAGGCUACUUGCAUUAUCAAUGUCACACAAGCUGUUAGGUGUUAACUUAAAAACUCUCAUUCUGCUUAUCCAUUUUAACUCUGAUAAUGUAGAAAAAGCUCUUGAACUGAAAAUGAAGUAUGAAUCUGACAUGAGUGUAGGAGGUUAUGCUGCCUUAAUAAAUUUGUGCUGCCGACAUGACAAUGCUGAGGAAGCAGUGAACCUAAAACAACAACUCAACCGCUUGGAUUCUUCUGUUCCCCUUGAUACAAACAAGUACUUGGCACUGGUGAAGGUUUUAAGCAAACAUGGUAGACUAGAUGAUGCUAUUAACAUUCUAAAAGAGAUGAAAGAGAAAGAUGUUCCAAUCAGAGAUUCGACAACCACAUCAUUUUUCCACAUUCUGAAUGCAGCAGCCAUACGCGGUGAAGUGGAAACAGUAAAACUAUUACUUGAGUCCAUCUUGACCUUGGGUUUGGCAAAACCUACUGCCAACAUCUGCUCUGCACUGGUUACAGUUCAUCUGGAAAAGUGUACUUAUGUCACCAUUAACAAAGCUGUUAAAAAUAGGGAUGAAGAGAAAUCAUGGAUAAUGAAGCACAAAAGAAAUUUAUUUGGGAGUGGAAGAAGGCAAGAUUUACGUUGGAGAAGCACAGGAGGAGCUUAUGCUGCUGUGUGCUUUCCUUCUGAUUCCACACCAUCAGGAAAGUAUAGGAAAGAACUAAUUGCUGAUGAGGGCAUGCUUUCAGUCCCUGAGAUCUGUUACGUUGCAGAACGACCUCCUAGCCCUAACAGUUGCAUGCCUGUUCAGACAGCCUUCUCUACCUCUAGAAUCACCAUACAGUUAUUCUUUGUUUUGCAGAGAUGUGCUGCUAUUGCUGAACAAAGGGAUACCCUUGUGGCUUAUAUUGCCAGAACAGCUCAAAAGGCCGGACAGGCUCAAAGAAUCAAAAGUCUGCUGGAACUCAUAACUGAUUUCCCUGAAAGAGAAAUUGCAUAUGAUUACCUCAUGAAAUGCUAUGGUAAACAGCUUUACUACAUUUUAUUGUGAAGUAGGGAAAAGAGAUGAUAAUAAAAAAAAUUAAACGAUUGUUUAUCAUGUA